Knipowitschia caucasica is the source of this 456-nucleotide messenger RNA. NCBI's taxonomy places the organism in Eukaryota, Metazoa, Chordata, Actinopteri, Gobiiformes, Gobiidae. The record is from the annotation of a GenBank genome assembly.
AUGAUCAAAUCACUGCUUUUCUUCGGAUUGCUGGGAGUGUUUUCUAUCCCAGCCAAGUCUGACCUAAUCUCGGUGUGCAUUGAGGACGACAGGGACCUUCGAGUUGACUGCAUGGUGGAACCCAAGCCCAGUCGCAUUAACAGUUAUGAGUUUUCCUGGUCGUCCGGCAGCAAAGAGGCAGUGAUUAACACCAACGUUUCCGGAGCAGCAUCUGAAUCCCAGUUUAGGGACAAAAGCUACGUCGAAGAGUUGGAGCCUCAGGGAUAUCGGUUGACAAUGACUGGCUACACAGAUACGCUCCCACACAACACAACAUACAUGUGCAAGAUCUCUGGGAAUUCUGCCACCAUCACCAUAGAAAAAGAUUUGCUGUUACCUUGUUCAGCUGUUAUUUGGAAGACUUCCUGCAUCUGGGCGAUGGGUCUCCUCAUCUUCCUGCAGCAUAUCUACUAUUAA